AUGCGUGCACCACCCGCUCUGUCGUCGACCCAUCGCAGCUGCUACAAAGCGCAAAGUCGCACUACUGCGACGAUGACGAUGCAGAGCGAGUGGCGCGUCAUUCGAGCUGCUGUGAAACGUACGUCGAUCGCACUGCAAGAGAAUGAAGCCAAUAAUGUAAAGAUCAGCAGCACACGUUAG
Molecule: messenger RNA, 180 nt
Organism: Peronospora matthiolae
Lineage: Eukaryota; Oomycota; Peronosporomycetes; Peronosporales; Peronosporaceae
Source: the annotation of a GenBank genome assembly